Phragmites australis (common reed) is the source of this 2149-nucleotide messenger RNA. RefSeq names its product F-box protein At2g05970-like. The record is from RefSeq and is a predicted model, not a curated record. Gene Ontology annotation, molecular function: protein binding. The coding region runs from base 142 to 1434 and encodes 430 amino acids. NCBI's taxonomy places the organism in Eukaryota, Viridiplantae, Streptophyta, Magnoliopsida, Poales, Poaceae. The transcript is spliced from 6 exons.
AGUCCUUCUCGAUUUCCUUCAGCAUGACCCGUAACAGACUCGGAUAAAUUCCUGGGCUUUAAAGCGGGACGGUGUCGGGCAGUCCGGCAAAUUACAAUUGGUCGAUCUCUGCAAGAAAAAUCCAGUCUUUUACCCUUUGCGAUGGCCGGCGGCGGUUGGUCCUCCCUCCCCUUCGAUCUCCUCCAGCAGGUCUCCGGCCGCCUAACCUCCGAGCGCGAUCUCCUCCACCUCCGCCAGGUCUGCAGCCACUGGCGCGCCUCCACCUCCCUCCCGGUCGCGCCCUACCGCCCGUGGGUCGUCGCCAGCCGCGCGAGGCCAAUCAUAGUGGGCCCACUCGGCGAGUACUCCCUCUGGCUCCCCCGCGGCCUCCAGCGCGUCCAACUCGCCGGCCCGCCCGGCCUCCCCUACUGCUGCGGCACGCCGCGCGGCUGGCUCGCGCUGGCGGACGACGAGCUAUCCCCCACGCGGCUCGUGCUGUGGGAGCCCCGCUCCGGCACCGAGAUCCCGCUCCCGCCACUGGCUCGCGUCAUCCAGGUCUUCCUCUCCGCUGACCCGCUCGACUCGCCGUCGUCGGGCUGGAUGGCCGUCGCGACGCAGCUCAGGAACGAGGUGAAUCAUAACAUCUUUUUCUGGCAGCCUGGAGACGCCGCCUGGAGCGCGGCGGCCGGGUUAGGUACCAGUCACAGACUCCACAGCGUCGCGUUCCACGGCGGGAAGAUGUACUGCAUGGACUACCCGAAACGGUUCGCCAUCUACGACCUCAAUCUCGGGACGGCGUCUCCUCCGGUGCUUCUCCAUCGCAAUUAUGCUGCACCUCUGCUUAACAUGCUGUGCAACCGCAGGUGCGGCAACAAGCUGCACGGCACGCGCGCGGCGCACUUUGUGACCUGCAACAACGAGGUGCUGCUCGUCGCGCUGUUCUACGACCGCCACCCAUCCUUCGCCGAAGUCUACAAGCCGGACCUGACGCCGGGUCGGCGUCUGGAGUUUGGCGAGAGAGUGACGGACCUUGGCGGUUACUCGCUCUUCCUGGGCCGGGGCGACGCAUUCUCCCUCUCUCCUGAAGAGUUCCCUGCAAUCAGGAGAAAUUGUGUCUACUAUGCGGUGCACUUUCUUAAUACCCAGAUAAAGGAUUGGGUAUUUGUGUUCGAUUUGGAAUCGGAUGUUUUAGAGGAAUUCCCGUUUCCUCCGGAGCAUAAGAAGGACCCUUCAAACGAAUGGUGGCCGGUUUCCUGGUUUUGUCCCAAAAGGCCAAUUUUUUUAAGAGCAGGGCACAAGCCAUCCAAGAGGUUGGGUCUGUGGAUUUCUCGCUUCUCGGUUCUGUUAGCAAGAUGCUCAUAUUGUGAUAUAUUGGUUUGUGAUCAGCAGUUAUAUAUCUUAAGGGCAUAUAUACUGAAGAUGUACCUGAGCCAGUCCUCCUCUGUGCAACCUUAACAUUGUAUUGUGCACUAAAUGAGAACUGCGUGUCAUUAUAUGAUGCCUUGCCAAUUUCUGAGCGUUGACUGAGAGCGGAGGCUGUCGUUUGGGUCCAAGAGCGUUGACUGAAAGGCGCAAGCAAUUCAAGAGGUUGGUGUCUGUAGGCUUAGUUCUGCAGAGUUCUCGAUUCUGUUAGCAAGAUGCUCAUAACUUGAUUUAGUGGUUUAUGAACGGCAGUUAUCUUGAGGGUAUACUUGAAGAUGUUCCUGAGCCGAAAGGUGUAAAAGCUGCAAUGGAAGUGCAAGUUGGGAGGGGAGCACAAAGCUCCUUCAAGAAAGAGGGUACUGCAUUUUCAGAACAUGGAUAACAUUUCAGGUUAGUUCAUCAUAUUUCAGAACAUGCAAUGACGACUUCAACAGCAGCGGAGGAUCACCAGUUCUUUUUGCUAGAUAUAAUUCACUGCAUCACUGCCGCCUAGUGCCCGGCAUCACUGCACCGCCCAGCUCCCUGGAGGAACUGUGUUCCAUGGUGACUGCUGCCUUUGACCCCUGGAAGCCCGCUCUUUGCAACAACAUUCUCCUGCUGCUGCUGUGGGUUAUUUGGAAGCGGCGCAAUCGCAAGGUCUUCGACAACAUUGACAUGCCCCUUGUAGUGACGGCUUGGAUGAUCGAUGAUCCCCUGCAUCUCUAGGUGAUCCAUGCCAAGCGCUCUGAUUCCGAUGGACGAUAUCAUG